Molecule: messenger RNA, 7078 nt
Organism: Oncorhynchus nerka (sockeye salmon)
Lineage: Eukaryota; Metazoa; Chordata; Actinopteri; Salmoniformes; Salmonidae
Gene: pwwp2a
Product: PWWP domain containing 2A
Exons: 3
Coding region: 32-3061 (1009 amino acids)
Cellular component (GO): nucleus; chromocenter
Molecular function (GO): chromatin binding
Source: RefSeq, a predicted model, not a curated record
GACCUGGCCGUAGAAGCAAAGCGGAAAGAAAAUGGCGGCCGUGGCUGCGGAGCCAGGAGCUGUUGCGGUAUCAACAACAACAGCGGGGGACUGUGGUGAGCUCGAACCGGUGCCAGCUGUGCCGGGGGGCAAACUCGACUCCGAUGCAACGCAGCAGUACGCGCCAGUAAUAGACCUUGUUCACCAACUCAAGGAUGGGGAUGCAGUUCAGGAAUGCAGCCAGGUCCAAAUGGAGCUAGUGAGCAGGCCAGACCAAGAAGCCGCGGGAAAAGUCCUCGCUGCUUGUGCAUUGGAUGAACACAUCGAUACAGGAUGUCUCAUGGUCGGCGUAGAAAAUACCGACAACCAUUCUCGCGGGGGCUAUGGUUCGAAAUACACAAUGUCGAGGGCAGAACGUUUGAAACAAUUUUUUUCGCCUAAUGUUGAUCCUGCAAACGAGCUCAGUAAGCACGAGCCCUACGCCUGCCAUCAGAAUAGCUCCAUCUCCGAUUCACAACCAUCGGUGGUCUUUUUGCAUUCGUUCCCUGCGCAUCCUGUGACUACGGAGGCUGGGCUGUCGUUGGCAGAGCCGGCAGAGCCCAUGAUCAAUUACUAUCAAAACACAGAAUCAACCCAACCUACUAUUAUCGAGUGUGGCUAUAGAGCUUUAAUUAAACCGUCCCAUGAGGCUGAACUGGAGCCCGAAUCAGCAGAUGAUGCUCUUUCUGUUACCGAGUACAAGGCCGAGUCUUUGGGAGAUGCCUCUCUUGAACAUCCCCAGUCCAUAGAACACGUCGACUCUCUGCCAGUUCUAGAGACGGAGACACUCAUUGGAACACCCAUGGAGACUGGAUACAUUUAUGACUUUUCGAGCAUCACAAACCAGAACUCUCCGAGUCCCGAGCUUCCUGUAAUGGCAGUGGGUCGGGUUGACUCCUCGGCAGAACUUGGGGACUCGUGCUCACGACAGUGGAGUUUGGAAACGAACUUCCACGAGAGCGAGACCGUAUUGAAUCCCCCUCACCCCAUGCCCGUUGCUGAUACUGAGGAGGUACUGUCCGAGUCAGUGGACAAUCUGAUACCUGGUUCUGAAGUUCGAGUAUCUCUGGAUCACAUAAUCGACGACGCACUGGUGGUGUCCUUUCGGUUAGGCGAGAAGAUCUUCUCUGGGGUUCUGAUGGACCUCUCUAAAAGGUUUGGACCCUAUGGAAUUCCAAUCACUGUGUUCCCAAAGAGAGAAUACAAGGAUAAACCUGAAUCUAUGCAGCUAAAGACAGAACCAUUCCAGCCAGAGAAGGUGGAAAUGCCAGUCCAGGAAAACCCUGACAGCCAAGUUGUCGCAAUCCCCGAACCAAACCCUGACCCCCAACCAUGGACUUCAAAACCUCCGCCACUGUUUCAGGAGGGAGCCCCUUACCCUCCGCCAUUGUUCAUCAGGGACACCUACAACCAGUCGUUACCUCAGCCGCCCCCCCGCAAGAUCAAGCGGCCCAAGCGCAGGCUGUAUCGCGAGGAGCCCACCUCUAUCAUGAACGCCAUCAAGUUGCGGCCCCGCCAGGUGCUCUGUGACAAGUGCAAGGGGACUGUCAUGACCGUGGACAAGAGGGAGCCACGUAGAGGCCCUGUGUCGGACUCUAGGGGCGAGGACGCCAAGCGGAGACGCAACGACAGUGCAGCUACUGUCAGCAAGCGGCCACGUAAUGACUCUCGCUCUGAGGAGAAACGCCAUGCUGCUGAGGUGUCCAAACGGCAGGCCUCAGGGAUUCGAGUCUCCUCUUCCUCUUCUCUGGGCCAGGUGAAGGUCGGAGCUGGAGGGAACAGGGUUCUGAGGACAACAGCCACCACAACAACAUCACCGGACAACAGCAGCUCCAGAGUCCAACUCAAUGCCAAGAAAGUGCUGCAGAGCAAAAAUGUUGAUCACUCCAAGGCAAGGGAGGUGCUGAAACUGGCCAAGGCGCAGAAGAGGCAGAGAGAGACUACAGUGGUCACUGGUAGCAGUGGCAACGCCAAGACGAUGACGAGGGCCGCUGCCCUGCAGGAGGCCCACGCCCACCAGAAGGUCCACUUCACCCGGCGGCUGCAGCAGAUCAGCGGGGUGGGACCAAGCAACGCCACCCCUCUGCCACCCAGGAUGCGCAUCAAGCCCCAAAGGUACCGUAAUGAAGAGAAUGACUCUUCUACAUGUAAGCCGCCUUGCCUCGAGAAAGUGCCGGGAAGUGGCCGUUUGUCCCCUCCAAAGCCAGGCGCGCCCCGCUGCACCUCCACGCGCUCCUCCUCCUCCUCCUGCUCCACAGGCGAGGCCACUGCUGCUGAAAACCAGGGUCUAGAUAAAGGGCCAGAACCUGAGCCCAGUCCUCAGACCCAAUCCCAGACCCAAGUGGAACCCCUCACAGCCACGGAGCACAGCGACCCCAAGGUGGAGCCAGAGGAGCAGGGGGGGCGGGAGGAGAGGCGGGAGACGCGCGGCAGCAAGGCUGGCAACCUUGUGGUGUACAUGACCCUUAACCCCAGCCAGCCUGACUCCUCUAAUACCUCCAUGUGCAGCGUUGAUAGUGCAGAUGACUUAAAGUCUUCAAACUCAGAGUGUAGCUCCACCGAGACCUUUGACUUUCCCCCCCCCGGUGAUUUGCACUCGCCCCCCGCCCCCGGCACAUCCUCAGCAGUCACUGACCCCUCGCCAGCACCUACGGAAGAGAAAACCCCUCGUAAAUCUCAGAAAGUGUUUUCCAAAAAUGUGUCUAAGUGUGUCUCUCUGGACGGCAGAAGCAUUUGCGUAGGGGACAUCGUUUGGGCCAAAAUAUAUGGUUUUCCUUGGUGGCCAGCCCGCGUCUUAGGCAUCCAGAUCAGCCGCAAAGAUAAUGGGCUCUUAGUCAGGCAGGAGGCCCGUGUCGCCUGGUUCGGUUCACCCACCACCUCCUUCCUGGCACUUGCACAGGUCGCCCCCUUUCUAGAAAGCUUCCAGUCACGCUUCGACAAGAAGAGAAAGGGCUUGUACCGUAAAGCCAUCACAGAGGCAGCCAAGGCUGCCAAGCAGCUCACUCCUGAGGUUCGCGCCUUGCUUACGCAAUUCGAGACGUGAGGUGGUGUGCUUUGGGGAAAAGGAAAGUGCUACAACGCUGAAGGGCUGCUGAUGGAUCCUUUACACUGCCAGACGGAAGGACAUGUCCAGAAUUGGAGACGUCAUCGAUAUAAUUAUUUUUAUUUAAGUAUCGGAAGAAGGAACAUUUAUAUAUUUAUAAUGAAUUGCAGACCUACUCCACCUCUGGGCCUGUCCAUCAUGCUGAAUACCAUUUGAUUUCUUUGAGCAGGCGUCCAUGUCCACAAGCAUGUGACCUUAGUUUGAGUGAGGACAUCUGCAGAGUAGACGAGCACUCUGACCAUUAUAGAUAUCUAUUACAUUUGUAUUACAUACAUGUUGACAGGACACGGGAUUUUGCAGGGUUUUUAGUAUUGUUGAUCAGUGAUCUUGAAAUGCAAAGACAAAAAAUGAAUAAAAACAAUACUAUGUAAAACAUUUAUAUUAAUGCAAUAAAGAUUGCAUGUGCUAUGCUAUUACAGUGCAUUUGCAGAAGGCUGUGCUUUGUUGUGUUGAAGCAGUCUUGAAAAAUAAUACUGGUGUCUCAAGCCCUGGUGCUAACAUGCCUAACAUGCGUGUCCUGAUCCUGUCCACAGUCUGAUUGUGCCCACAUUUGAAGUGAAGUGAUUGUGAUCAGAUCUUCCUGACCACCUCAGGAGGUAGUCAGGGACACGUAUCUGGAUUAUCAAACAUUUUAAAUCGUCCCUCUUGACUCAAGGCAAUAUUUGUUUUAUUUAUCCCUUUUUCUCAGUCUUGUCCCAUUGCUGCAACUCCCGUACGGAUUUGGAAGAGGCAAACCAGGAUCUCUAAUGGCAUAGCUAGCACUGCGGUGCAGUGCCUUAGUCCACAGCGCCACUCGGGAGACCCAGCAAUAUUUGUGUUAACAUAAAAUAAGAAUUAGCAUUAAUACGCUGAAUUAUACCUUUUUUGAGAAAGGUGAUUGGGAGGAUUAGAACCUGUAACCUUCUGGUCCCUUGCCACAUCCAUUGCACCAGCAGGGGGAUGGUACUAGCCCAGUCUUGUCACAUAUUUAAAGCUGUUCAGCCAGAAAGUUAGUAGAUUAGAAAUGUGAUAAGUUGAAAAUGUUGGUUAAAUUUUAAAAAGGAAGUCGCAACUGGGAUUCGAACUGGCAACCUUGCGGGUCGCAACCAAUGAUAUAUAUAUAUACACACACACACACGUGUAUUUUUUCUUAAUGUCUACAUUUGUUUAAUUCUAUUACAGACACCAAUGCAUACUUUCAAAUUAUAUGUGAGCUGAACAUAGAACUCUUUUUUUUUUUUUACAUUUAAAGUACUUAAUGUCCCCACUACAACAACAAAAUACUUAAAUCAAUGUAAUUUUGUCCUUGAAAACAAUAAUAAUAAGUAAUUGAAAUACUGUAGAAUUACAUUAAUUCCUAUUGAGGAUUGCUUCUUCUGAGUUCCAAUAUGGCCGACCAGUGGGUUCUAAGCCUCUCAUCGACCAAUACAUAGCAUCAGCAACAUCAUUUGUUGCAACCCGCAUUUAACGCCCUCCAUCCUACCUCCCUAAGGGCCUUUUUUUUCUGUUGCUCUCACCUGUAACUCCAACCACUGAUAUUCUAAGCUUUGCCCACUGAGCAUUAGGCCUAGAUUAAAACAGAUCAAGCGAUAGCUGACACCCGCAUAGCUGAUGGCGGUGUCGAAGGUGUAACUGCGUUGGAGCUGUCAAAUCGGUGAGCAGCUGCUCUUAAUCGUUGUCACGGAACCACACCCAUUCCACUCGCAUUAGAAGUUCAGAAGGAGAAACUAGGCUAUUUACAGUGCAUUCACAUUUUGUUAUGUGACAUCCUUAUUCUAAAAUGGAUUAAGUAAAAAUAAAUCUCAAGCUACACACAAUAUCCCAUAAUGACAAAUCAAAAACAGGUCUUUUAGAUAUCUUAGCAUAUUUAUUUACAUAAGUAUUCAGACCCAUUGAUCAUCCUUGAGAUGUUUCUACAACUUGAUUGGAGUCCACCGGUGGUAAAUUCAAUUAAUUGGACAUGAUUUGGAAAGGCACACACCUGUCUGUAUAAGGUCCCACAGUUGACAGUGCAUGUCAGAGCAAAAACAAAGUCAUGAGGUCCAAGGAAAUAAGCUGAGACAGGAUUGUGUCGAGGCACAGAUCUGGGGAAAGGUACCAAAAAAUGUCUUCACCAUUGAAGGGCCCCAAGAACUACGUGGCCUCCAUCAUUCUUAAAUGGAAGAAGUUUGGAACCACAGACUCUUCCUAGAGCUGUCUUCCCGUUCCACACUGAGCAAUUGGGUUUGAAGGGCCUUGGUCAGGAGCUGACCAAGAACCCGAUGGCCACUCUGAAAGAGCUCCAGAGUUCCUCUGUGGAGGUAGGAGAACCUUCCAGGACAACUAUGUCUGCAGCCCUCCACCAAUCAGGCCUUUAUGGUAGAGUGGCCAGACGGAAGCUACUCCUCAGUAAAAGGCACAUGACAGCCCGUUUGAAGUUUGCCAAAAGGCACCUAAAGGACUCAGACCAUGAGAAACAAGAUUCUCUGGUCUGAUGAAACUCCCGAUCUAACAUCUCUGGAGAGACCUGAAAACAGCUGUGCAGCGACACUCCCCAUCCAUCCUGACAGAGCUUGAGAGGAUCUGUAGAGAAGAAUGGGAAACUCCCCAAAUACAGGUGUGCCAAGCUUGUAGCGUCAUAGCCAAGAAUACGAGGCUGUAAUUGCUGAUAAAGGUGCUUCAACAAAGUACUGAGUAAAGGGUCUGAAUACUUAAGUAAAUAUGAUGGCAAACAUUUCUAAAAACCUGUUUUUACUUUGUCAUUAUGGUGUAUUGUGUGAAGAUUGAUGAGAACAAUUUUAGAAUAAGGCUGUAACGUAACAAAAUGUGGAAAAAGUCAAGGGGUCUGAAUACUUUCCAAUCGCACUGUAGAAAUGACAUUCAAAUUGAAAAUCAUUAAACAAAAUAAUGAGGAUUUCUAUCAGCCUUAUCAAGGUGUAGAUUACAUCUCACAGUCCAGUGUUAGAAUUUGUAAACAAGGCUGCAUGGGAUUUCUCUUAAUGUGACUCCAUUGCCAAUGGCAAUGUCCACUUUAAGUAUAAUGCUGGGAACUGCUUGUGGAUGUAACUCAGUUCCACCUCUUGACACCGUCAAAAGAUCAGCUAUGUGGAUGUAGGAGGAUCACCAUAAGUUAUUUUGAUCGUCUACACCGGUCUAAAAAUGUGGGCCCAAUCAGAAUGUGGACGAUAUCAGCACCAGGUAUAAACGGGGCUUCAGUCUGCCCCAACCUUAUACCAGCUCCUGUUGUCCCACAGUAAGCUACCCGCUGAGCUACAAGCAGCCUUAAAGAACAGGAGUUAGCUGAACAACUCCAAAUGUCUAGACUGUUCCUGGGGAGAUGCAGUACUUAAGUGUGUAAUCUACAAUUGACUGGCAGAAACAGAAAAUCAAAGAUAUCACGCUCCCCCAGUCAGGGUCCUGUAGGGCUCUAUUCAAUCGGUUUCACUGAAGCGUAAGAAAUGUAAAGGUAAUAUCCUUAUGAGCCGACAUUAUGCAGCGUUUAACGCGAAUGCAGUCUCCACUAUAACGCGGGAACAUUGCCUUUAUAUUUCAAUCACGCUAACGCUGAAGCCCCCCUCAUCCAGCAGAUUUUUUUGAUGACAUGACAUUUUAUGUACAUAUUUAAGCGUACAUGUCAUUUUCCUUGCCAGAUGUCCCUAUUCAGUCACUCUCUAGGGUUAAAACCACAAUAUUCCUCCCUGACUUUCCUCCUCACUUCAAGACAAGCAGAGCCAGUUGACUGGACCGAUUGUGAGGUCACAGGCUGGAUUGGGGAUUCCCAAAGGGAAACAAACACAUGGUCAAGUCAGUCAGGAGCAGCUGAAGAGAGCCACAGUGACUGAAUCAGCUGUGGCUCAUCUCUCGCCAUCUCGUGUACAUGUAUGCGUUUUGAUACAAUCUAUUAAUGUCUUGACUUAACAGACUGGUGGAUGUGGGAAAUCCUGUUUUGUAAUUACUGUAUAUCUCCUAAAAUCAGUAAAUCUGCUUUUUGCCUUUGUA